Molecule: messenger RNA, 1596 nt
Organism: Musca domestica (house fly)
Lineage: Eukaryota; Metazoa; Arthropoda; Insecta; Diptera; Muscidae
Product: long-chain-fatty-acid--CoA ligase 4-like
Biological process (GO): neuron differentiation; long-chain fatty-acyl-CoA metabolic process; long-chain fatty acid metabolic process
Cellular component (GO): lipid droplet; plasma membrane; endoplasmic reticulum
Molecular function (GO): palmitoyl-CoA ligase activity
Source: RefSeq, a predicted model, not a curated record
AUGGAUUCAUCGAUGGAUGGCUUCUAUUUGGUUUUUAAAAAAGUUGCCAAACUUAUGGACGGCCGCGUUCGAAUUAUGACCAGACCACUUUCACCCGAUUCACACGAGCAGAUAAAAACUUGUUUGUGCGUUGAUUUAAUUCAAGGUUACGGCUUAACUGAAACCACAUCGGGAGCAACGGUUAUGGAUUAUCGCGAUAUGCAGUAUGGUCGUGUUGGCGCCCCAUUAACAGUUUGUGAUAUACGCUUAGUCAAUUGGGAAGAAGGAGGGUACCGAGUCACAAAUAAACCCAAUCCCCAAGGAGAAGUUCUUGUUGGGGGUGAAUGUGUUUCCAUGGGUUAUUAUAAGCUACCAAACAAAACAGCCGAAGAGUUCUUUGAAGAAGAUGGAAAACGCUGGUUCAAAACCGGAGAUAUUGGUGAAAUGCAUCCAGAUGGCGUACUUAAAAUUAUUGAUCGCAAAAAGGACUUGGUCAAGCUGCAAGCUGGUGAAUACGUUUCCCUUGGAAAAGUAGAAUCGGAGCUUAAGACAUGUCCACUGGUUGAAAAUAUUUGCGUAUAUGGUGAUCCUACCAAGCAGUUUACUGUUGCUCUAGUUGUACCCAAUCAGAAGCACUUGGAAGAGUUAUCUCUUCGUCAUGGUCUUGAAGGCAAAACAUUUGAAGAGCUUUGCUCGAGUUCAGAAAUUGAAAAGGCAGUUAUUAAAGAAAUCGCUGAACAUGCUCGCAAAUGUAAACUUCAAAAGUUCGAAGUCCCCGCUGCCAUUACACUCUGCAAGGAAGUCUGGUCACCAGACAUGGGGCUUGUAACUGCUGCUUUUAAACUGAAGCGCAAAGACAUUCAAGACAAAUAUCAGCACGACAUCAAUCGCAUGUAUGCCUCAUGAAAUUGACUAAACAACUAGGUGCAGUUUUAGCCGGUAACAAGUAUGCACUACACGAAAAGUUUAUUCGUGUACUGUCUUUAAUUUUUCAUACAUCACGAUCUAAUAUGGAUCAAAACAAUUUCUCAUUGAAUGAAAAUUUUAGUACAGCAAUAUUAGGAACACAAAAUUAUUUAUUAAUCUAUACAAAUACCAAUAAUACUACCAUUUCAAAUUGUACACGCAUGUUCUAAAUUUCAUACCGAAACUACACUUCCUUAUUACGCUUUGAACUUAAAUAUAAAAAGUUAAUGGUAAAAAUAGAACAAUGAAAAAAAAUUAUUAUUUUAUGUAAAGUUUCAAACACACAGAAGGUCUUAUGAAUUCAUUUUAGUUCUUCUUUCAUAGCUAUAAUCACUCUUAAACAAUUGUUUUCUGCUUAACAUGAAAACAUAGUGCGAAUUAACACAGCGCAACUUGGAUAACGUGAAAGACAUAUUUUUGAAAUUGUUUAAAUUACUUCAAGUUUGAUUAAGUGAAUGCUGAAUUACUAAAUUAAUUAGUAUUGGGCACAUUUUCUUUAUUAAUUUAUAUUUGUAAAUUUAUUAUCAAAUGCAUUAACCACCUAUUUCAUAACAAAAAUUUAGUCUGUCUGUGUACAGUGCGUAUUGUUAAAAUCAUAAGCAACUUUUUUGGAUUAAACGCUUGCAAUAAUUAUGCGGUUCACAUUUUUAA